UUAGUUAUCUAUGUCUUUAUCUCAUUUAUUUUUAUAAAACUGUUCAAAAUGAUAAUGUAUGUCAUAUACUUAUGAAUUUCAAUUACGAUACAAUUUUUUUAUCAAUUAAAUACAUUGAAGCACCUAAAUUUCAUUUGAAACUCUACUAUACUCCAUGCGCAUCAAAAGAUGCACACACGAUUUCAAGUUACUACCGUAAAAUUUUUUUUAUGUGUUCAUGGAAAUGGAGUGGAGGAACAGUUGAUGCAGUCAGAUUCAGUAGAUGAACGUACUAUACCUGCUGACCGCUGAUCAAUUAUUCAAUUUGCCUUAUCAUUGUCAUGACUAAUUUAUUCAGUCGUCGAUCAACAUCUUGGUAAUUUUUUAAAAUUACAGAGUAGUUUUUAUUUUUAAGAGUAAAAAAUUCCAUGGAAUUGAAACCAUAAAAAAGUGGAAUAUUUAUAAAAAUCAUGUGUACUUUUACUUCUCAAAAGGAGGAAUCAAAUUCUUUACUUAAACAAUUAAAAAAACUUCUUGCUUCAUUCUUAUGUUGUUUUAUUGUACAAGUGCAUUGUAUAUUUGACAGUAUUAUUAAUUUUAUUUUUCGGAUUUACUACCAUGGAAAAGAUAAAAAAGUUUCACCAAUUGAUGAUAAAUUGCUACUAGAAAGUGCUGUAGAUCUAGCAGAAAAAAUAAGAAAGAAACAAAUUUCUUCUGAAUUAGUUGUUUCUACGUUCAUUGAAAGAUGUAAGAAAGUCAAUGGUUUACUGAAUGUCAUUGUCGAUGAAAGAUAUGACCAAGCGAUAGAAGAAGCGAAAAAUGUUGAUAAAAUUUUGGCGAGCGAUAUUGAUGUGGACAAAUUGAAAUUAGAAAAACCAUUUUUGGGUGUACCGUUUACUACUAAAGAAAGCAAUGAAGCUCAAGGUUUACUUCACUCCGUGGGUAUGAUGGCCAGGAAAGGCUAUCGAUCUACAGAAGAUGCAACUGUCGUUGGUUACAUCAAAGAUGCCGGUGCCAUAAUUAUCGCCAAGACGAAUAUCCCUGAGCUUAAUUUGUGGGUUGAGUCUAGGAAUUUGGUGUAUGGGCAGUCAAAUAAUCCAUACAAUACCACCCGCACUGUAGGUGGAAGUAGCGGUGGAGAUGCAGCCAUAACAGCCGCAUGCGGUAUCCCGUUUGCGCUUGGAUCAGAUAUUGGGGGUUCGAUACGAAUGCCUGCAUUUUUCAAUGGCGUAUUUGGUUUAAAACCCAGCGCAAAAGCGACACCAUUAAAAGGUAUUGGCUUGCGGUCAGUUGAUUUCACCGAUUCGAUGGCUGAAGCUGGACCGAUAUGCAAACAUGCUAAGGAUUUACUGCCGUUAUUAAAAGUAAUGACUAAAAACUCUGACUUGAAAAAAAAUUUGGAUCUCCCUGUGGAUGUUAAGCAGUUGAAAAUAUUUUAUCAAGAAUCAUUGGGAGAUCUUCGUGUCAGCAAAGUAACUGAUGAUACGCGAAACACAUUUAACAAAGUGGUAACACAUUUUAAAAAUUUGACUGGAUCUGUGCAAAAAAUAAAACUACCGGGUUCAGAAUAUAGCUUUAGACUAUGGAGAUAUUGGAUGAGUCAAGAACAAGCUGAUUUUAAAUCGGAUAUUAUGAACCGAAAGUCGAGAACAAGUGCCACUAAUGAAAUUAUUAAUCUUGUUACCAAUAAAUCAAAUAUUACUUUAGCUGCUAUUUUAAAACUUAUUGAUGAGGAUUUUUUUCCUAAAGAUAGUAAAUCAUGGGCGGACAGUGUUACUAAUAAUAUGAAAAAAUACUUACUGGAAAAACUUGGAGACGACGGAGUAUUAUUAUUUCCAUCAUCUCCUUUUUCUGCAAGCUAUCACUACUCAUACUUUUUUAGACCCUACAAUUUUGCGUAUUGGGCAUUAUUUAAUGUUUUAAAAUUACCGACUUGUCAAAUACCACUCGGAUUAGGCGAAGACGGUUUACCCGUUGGAAUACAAGUCGUUGCUGCUCCAUAUCACGAUCAUUUAUGUAUUGCAGUGGCACAAGAACUUGAAAAAUCAUUCGGUGGAUGGGUGCCACCAUCGUAAUUAUUUAUAAUUACUCGUGUAUGAAAAAUUGGCUGCUUAAUUUAAAACCCUUGUAAAAAAAUAAAUUUUCACUGGGUUCUGAAAUUAAACAGCCUUUAGUUCCUUGUUUUUGUUUUAUUGGUGGAUAUAUUUUUUUACUGUGUUUUCAUAUUUUAAAUUUAUCACAAUUGUUAACAUUAUUCAUAAAAUAUGUAAUUAAUUAAAUAACUGAUUUGUAAUUAACUUUCUUCCUAAUAGAAAUAAUUAUUAUAUUUAUUAAAAUUUAUAUAAAAAUUU
This is a messenger RNA of Microplitis mediator, 2330 nucleotides long. RefSeq names its product fatty-acid amide hydrolase 2-like. NCBI's taxonomy places the organism in Eukaryota, Metazoa, Arthropoda, Insecta, Hymenoptera, Braconidae. The record is from RefSeq and is a predicted model, not a curated record. The coding region runs from base 450 to 2054 and encodes 534 amino acids. The transcript has 7 exons.